This is a messenger RNA of Annulohypoxylon maeteangense, 2644 nucleotides long. RefSeq lists its product as uncharacterized. NCBI's taxonomy places the organism in Eukaryota, Fungi, Ascomycota, Sordariomycetes, Xylariales, Hypoxylaceae. Bases 196 to 2235 code for a protein of 679 amino acids. The record is from RefSeq and is a predicted model, not a curated record. The transcript is spliced from 2 exons.
UGAUAUACACGUUAGAGAUUUGUUUGCUUAGGAGCCUCGCUCGCCGAGCGGAUAUUACCUCACCACCUAGCGCCUACUUACUAACAGCAAGCAUUCGAUAUUGAUGGUUAUAAUAGUACCGAAUGUUUCACUUUCCUAGAUCUCUUGUUCUACUCAUUUACUCUUAGUAACGAUCUGGAACGGUUUAAUUCAAUCAUGGAAUCGGGAUCAUCUCAAACGCUCGCAACACAGCAAUCAACAUCAAAAUCAAACGAUCAUUCUCGCGAUCACUCCUCCCAGAGCGUCGAACGGAGAGCUGACCCGCCAGAGCUCCUAUCCCCACGAAACACCUUGCCCCGAAAAGUUAGCAAAAUCGGGACCAGUAUCUCAAGUACAUGGAAGUUAUGGAAAUGGGAGAUUAUUGUAUCUUUUCUUGCUCCGACUGUGGUUAUCAUCAUAUUUGCGACCCUCUAUCCACACGAUGGACGCCCAAUGCCCGAGUGGCCGUUACGGAUAUCGGUGAAUGCCUUACUUUCAAUUUACUCCAUGAUGCUAAAAGCUAGCAUAUCAUUCAUUAUUGUUUCAUGCAUUGGUCAACUUCAAUGGAGUUGGUUCUCGCGAGGGCGUCCAUUAUAUGAUCUAGUCCAAUACGACAAUGCGUCACGUGGAGCAUGGGGCUCGAUACAGUUGCUAUGGUCCCAACGCCUAAGUCAGCCCCUCACAACUCUAAGCGGAUUUAUAUUUAUUUUAUCCUUGGGAAUUGACCCAUCUAUACAACAGCUUAUGAAGCCAUCUGACUGCAGUGUGUCAGUAAGUGAUGGGAAAGCUGUCUUACCCCGAACCAAUAAGAUUGGCGUCCUAAAAGAAAAUACCUUCUUUAAUGACGACAUUAACUUAGCAAUACGACGGGGAUUUUCAGGAUCAGGGAGUGGCAUAUAUUACGAUUGCACUACUGGCAACUGUUCGUUUCCGGAUUAUGGGACCAUUGGAUACUGCAGCUUUUGUGAAGACAUAUCCAAUGAAAUCACUAUCGAUACAUUUAACUCUUCUGUCCCUGACUCUAGUUGCCCUGGGCCUAUGACGGACUCAACAAUUAAAUCCAGCCUUCCUAUCAAUUCAUACGCUACUUCACAUGACCCAUCACAGCUGGAUGUAUCUUUCAAUUUCAGCACUUGCCCAUCCGUCGACUAUUUGUGGGCGUCUAAUGGAACUUUUGAACUGGCCAAGAUGGAUGUUUUGGGUAAUUACCCCAACUACAGCAUACCAGGAGCGGUUACAGCUCAGAUACUUGCCGGCAAGACAUACAGUUCUGACAAACAUACGGAUGAAUCCACUGGUCAAAUCAUACCUGGUUGUCAAAACGAUCUUUCCAAUUCUUGGCGCUGUAGACAAUAUGGGGCUGCCACUUGCACUCUUCAACCAUGCGUGCGGGUAUAUAACGCGACGGUAGAAGCAGGCCAUCUUACCGAGCAUUUAAUUGCUCAUUCAGGCAACUUAGCCUGGGAAAAUGAUACAAGGGAAGGUGGUCUGAUAGACACGCAUUGCCUUACACCGGAAGACAAGAGAACACUUGAGGAGCAGGGGUAUAUCGUCAACGAGGCUUCUCGUUGGCUUCCCUACAAUACAACAGAUCUAGAGCGGACUUCUGCGAUGGUUGAAAUAACCAAUUCGCUCCUUCGUCAAAAGUGUUUAUAUUUAUCAUCGGGGCUUUUCCAUAAUAUAGCCUCUGCGAUGUACAUAUAUUUCAUCGGCACUGUUGAAGCCCUCCCGUUCUCUUAUGAUUCCAGCAACUUCACCCUUUGCUCCUUCAUGGGGCUUGAAAUACUAAAUCACAUUUACAAUUCCGGACACGUAAAUUUCAACCGUGUCCAGGGGACAUUCUCGAACAUUUCCGAGUCACUCACUACGUACAUUCGAACCUACGCUGAGGAUACCUACUCAGAACCCGCCCUUGGUCAAGCGUUCCACUAUGCGACAUGCAUACAAGUUCAGUGGCGAUGGAUAGCGUUUCCAUCGUCGAUAACCUUAAUAACCCUGGCACUAUUCAUAGCGACAUUGUACUCCAGGCCUCUGGGACACUUUCCGGCUUGGAAAACAUCCUUUCUUCCUUGGAUGAUAUUGGGGCCCGGCAGCGCUGAACUCCUGAAUUCGGAUGAAUUGGAGGAAACAUCAUUCGAUAUAGACGAUAUGGAAAAGAAGUCUAGAGAGGUCACGGUCACUUGGAAACCUGAACCUAGCCCGCAUAUCGAGUUAUGAAUAACCACCUAUCAUGGUGAUAGUUCACUGCCACAAUACAUACACAGAUACUCAAUGUGUAACCCCGAUGGUCAACGGUUGAUUUUCCGCGUACUUUAGACUCCUGUUCACCCAAGUCGGAUUGAGGUUUCUCUUCCGAAUCAUCCCCGCCAUCCCACUUGGAAUACAAGUCCUUCGGUAACAUCGGCUUAUCAUUGGUCUCUCUAAUCACCAAAUAACCCCUCACAGCGUCGUAUUUGACUGUAGCCCUUCCGCCGUAUCCCUUCGUCACGCUAAUGAUCUUCUUAAUGAGAGCGGCCAGGUUCCUCAAGUUCGCCUGGUUUCCCUGCUCCCAUCUUCUGAUAUCCGCCGAUACAUCUUCGACGCGCGGCUCCUGAAAAAUGCCACGGGUAUGGUAUGCUCGAACAAG